Messenger RNA from Akanthomyces muscarius, 2103 nucleotides. RefSeq lists its product as uncharacterized. The record is from RefSeq and is a predicted model, not a curated record. The coding region runs from base 1 to 2103 and encodes 700 amino acids. The transcript is spliced from 2 exons. Gene Ontology annotation, molecular function: DNA replication origin binding. Lineage: Eukaryota; Fungi; Ascomycota; Sordariomycetes; Hypocreales; Cordycipitaceae.
AUGGCCCAGCUCACCACCAAUCCAGCCAAUGGCCAUGCCGUCCCCGUCCCGGGACGCUCUGCACUGCCAGACCGCUCCGUCACUGCCGAGACGAUUGAGGAUGCUUAUGUCGCCUUUAUCUUCUACUGCAACCCUGCCUUGCCGGCAGAUUGCGACACCGAGACCCUGCGCGAGGCCUUUCGCAACCCGCCUCGGAGCGGCGGCAAAGUCUUUGACCCCUUUGCCAUUUAUGAGCUCGUGCGCAGAUUUUACAGCAAAGAAAUCAAGACUUGGACCGAGCUGACCACGAAGCUCGGUGUCGAGCCUCCUGACCCUUCCAAGGAGGAGAGUGUUCAAAAAAUUGCUCAAUAUGGUGUUCGCCUCAAGAAAUGGCUACAUUCAAUGCACGUAAAGGCCUUUUUUGAGUACCUCAUGGAAAUGGCCAACGACUAUUGGACAAAUAUUCCCAUGGACCCUAGCCCUGUCGCCCAGCCUGUUCGUGAUGGCAUCGCCGUGGAGGACGACAUGGCUCUCAGGGCACUCUUGCCUCAUAUACGCCCCAAGAGAGGCCGCAAGAGACCCGAUAGCGACAAUGCCGGGAAUGGCCCAAAUCAGCGGCAGCGCACAUCGCCAGGCGCCACAACCGACGAGUAUGUGCCCCAGUCCGCAUGGCCCUUGGAGAACACGCCGCUUAGCGCAUGGCCGCCGCAUGAAACUAUACAAACGCCAUUGACACGCUGGCCUGCUUCGGCCGUCACGCCUUCCGUACGAGAUGCUUUCUGGGGCGACGAACCCCGUUCUGCUGUAACGCCGAGCAAGGCUAAAGGCCCUCAUCAGCGCCGUGGAGCAAAGAACGUCUCGUCAGCAUGGAAGUUGGGCGGCGAAGAUAAGCCCAAGAAGACCAGGGGACGGCCUCCGAUCAACCGCACUCCAGUUGAUACCCCGACAACAGCCGCGACGGCGUGGCCACAUAAACCAAAUCCACUGCAGUCCCAGGACAAGUCUGAUACAAAUGGCUACAUGGAAAGCGAAAUGUCGCGAAAUAGCUCCGUGGCCGGCGAGCAAGUACAUCCAGCGGUUACAAUGCAGGAUAUGUCGCAACCACAGAUGACAUUUGACCACUCACAGCAAACACCUUAUUCUUCACAUAAUAUCCCACAGAACCAGCAAGAUGGCUCCCGACCAGCUCGUCCAAGCAUCUCUCUGCAAGUUCCACAGAGGCCCAGUGGCUCAGUGCGUCUAGCAACGCCGCCGCCGCCGCCGCAACAAGCGCAGCAGGCGCCGGGAAUCCAUGCCCAGCAAAUGUCGUUUCCGCCAUAUGGAGCCCCAGACCCUCUACCUACCUACGACAACAUGCACGCGCCGCCACCGGGCCAACCGUACGCGGAGGACCGGAGCGGCGACGGCAAGUCGCAGAAGUGGGAGCCCAUCAAUGCGGCCGCCGAUGCCUACACGGCGACGAGCGACCUGCCCGGCGGCAGCCUCCCAGAGUACUAUUUUGAGACCAUGGCGGACCGCACCAACAUUGACGCGCUCAUGGCGUACUUUAUCCGCAUGACGCACGAGUCGGACUGGUACGACGGGGACGGCAAGCCGACCGAGGCCGCGUCCAUGGAGGAGGCGUCGGCCAUAAUCAACGCGACGCUCGAAAACAUGUACAAGACAGCCGCGUCCUCGCAGGCGUUCCUGAUCAACCUGGCCGCGCUGGCCGGCGCGCGCAUGCUCAUGACGAACGUGACGCGGUGCAUCCGCAUGGGCGAAAAGGGGGAUCACACGGCGUACAAGUGCGAGUGGGAGUACCAGUUUGGCCACCUGCACGGGUACUUUAACAUGGCCGCCUCUGUCCCGUUUAGCAUGUGGCGGGCCAAGAAGACGGCGGGCGACGACGGCGGGAAGGGAAGCCGCGCAGGUAGCGGUGCGAGUGGUGGUGGUGGCUCGCGAGACAAGGACGACGACGAACCGGACUCGUCGAACCCGCGACUGCAGGCCGAGCACUGGCAGAACAAGUACAAGUCGCUGCUGGGGCAGGUGGACAAGAUGGACAAGGAGCUGUUUGACCUGCGGAACAAGGUGAUUGAUUCGCUCAAGGUGGAUCGGGGAGGAGGCACUGAUGCAGCAACGUAA